Messenger RNA from Komagataella phaffii GS115, 1239 nucleotides. RefSeq names its product Beta subunit of succinyl-CoA ligase, which is a mitochondrial enzyme of the TCA cycle. Bases 1 to 1239 code for a protein of 412 amino acids. Gene Ontology annotation, cellular component: mitochondrion; succinate-CoA ligase complex. Gene Ontology annotation, molecular function: ATP binding; metal ion binding; succinate-CoA ligase (ADP-forming) activity. Gene Ontology annotation, biological process: succinyl-CoA metabolic process; tricarboxylic acid cycle. The transcript has a single exon. Lineage: Eukaryota; Fungi; Ascomycota; Pichiomycetes; Pichiales; Pichiaceae. The record is from RefSeq and is a predicted model, not a curated record.
AUGUACCGAUUAUUCAAUCGAUCUGUGAUAAGACCUUUUGCUCAGCAAAGACGUUGCUUAUCAAUUCAUGAGUAUCGUUCUGCUGACUUGCUUCGUGCUUAUGAUGUACCAGUUCCUCGUGGAGGUGCUGCCGAUAGCCCAGAGGAGGCAUAUAAAAUCGCCCAGAACUUGCAUUCAGAUGGUCUAGUAAUAAAGGCUCAAGCAUUGACUGGUGGUCGUGGAAAAGGUCAUUUUGAUUCUGGUCUACAAGGCGGUGUCAAGUUGGUUUCGACUCCAGAAGAAGUACGUGACUUGGCAGGCCAGAUGUUGCAGCACAAUCUGAUCACUAAACAAUCCGGCGCCGCAGGUAAACUUGUUUCCGCUGUGUAUGUUGUUGAACGUAAGGAUGCAGUUCAUGAGGCUUACUUGGCUAUUCUGGUGGACAGGGUUUCUCAGAAGCCUGCAAUUGUUGUUUCAUCGCAGGGUGGUAUGGAUAUAGAAGGUGUUGCUGCUAAAGAUCCUAGCGCUAUCAAAACUUUCCCAAUUGACUUGAAAACUGGUGUCACCGAUUCAUUGGCGGCCGAAAUUGCCUCCAACCUAGGUUUUUCUCCUGAGGCACAGGUCAAUGCCCAAGAUUCCAUUAAGAAAUUGUACCAAAUCUUCAUGGAGAAAGAUGCUACUCAGAUCGAAAUUAAUCCAUUGUCAGAAGUCUCAGGCAAUGAAGUACUUUGCAUGGAUGCUAAGUUUGGAUUUGACGAUUCCGCAUUAUUUAGACAUUCUGAUGUGGAGUCGUGGAGGGACCCCACACAGGAGGACGCUGAUGAAGUGGAGGCUGGCAAAUGGGGCCUUAACUUUAUCAAGCUUGAUGGUAAUAUAGGUUGUCUAGUAAAUGGUGCUGGAUUGGCAAUGGCCACAAUGGAUAUUAUCAAACUUUAUGGAGGUGAACCUGCUAACUUUUUAGAUUGCGGGGGAGGUGCUACUCCAGAGUCUAUUGAGAAGGCCUUUCGCUUGAUCCUCACGGAAGAUAAAGUCAAGGGAAUUUUUGUCAACAUUUUUGGCGGUAUUGUUCGUUGUGAUUAUGUUGCGCAGGGUCUGAUUGCAGCCACAAAGUCGCUCGAUUUAAGUAUCCCUGUUGUUGUCAGACUUAAUGGUACCAAUCUUUCUCAAGCUGAAAAAUUGAUUGAAGAGUCGGGUCUUAAACUGUAUUCUUUCAAAGAUUUAGAUCCUGCUGCUGAGAAAAUUGUUGAACUAACAAAAUGA